Messenger RNA from Chilo suppressalis (striped riceborer), 34090 nucleotides. NCBI's taxonomy places the organism in Eukaryota, Metazoa, Arthropoda, Insecta, Lepidoptera, Crambidae. The record is from the annotation of a GenBank genome assembly.
GGCGAGCCGAGUGCGCGCGCACUCGUCUGGGCAGGCUGUGUUCGAACCAUUCCGAGCGGAGUGCCCGUCCUGAGCGGUCGGACGCGAACGCUACACUGGGCGAACCGUCGGCAGUCGCGCCGGCGCCGCCGUCGGCAAUGGACCACGACGAGGAACGGUCCUUGUCUCUCGGCACGGAGGUGUCGGCCUCCGUGCCGCCUCCGAGCCCCCUCACGGGAUGCUAUCUGCUCGCCGUCGUAGGCGAACCGCACACGCACGAGCACAAGGAGAUUAUCCUGCAGCGACUUGUCAAAGGGCUGCUAUCAUGGGACUCGGGCGAGCACCAGGUCGACUUGGAGAAAGAGCUGGCCCUCCUCACGGCGCAGGCACCCGAGGGGGAGGAAGCCAGAUAUGGGGAGCGGCUCAUCCAGUUCGCCUCCGAGAACCUGGUCACGGAGAUCCUCAUCCACCCACAGAUGAACACGCUGAUGCAGUGCAUGCGCAACCUGCUCAGCUCCUUCACCAGGCACCGCCACCUGGUGCAUGCCGGCUACACGUUCGCAGGGAACGGAUCCUGGAUCAUGCAGGACGGGACCUUCUCCCUGGCAGACUUCACAGACGCUUACCAAGAGAACGAGGUGCAGCGCGUGAUCCGCGCGUACGAGAACUCCAUUUCGAUCGACGUACAUUGCUCCACGAGCGGGGGCGGCGAGUGGGCCAAGCUGCCCGAGAUGCCCUUUGUAAAGCAUUGCAAGAUUAGAAUCAACCCAACCGACAUAUUGGACUCAGGCUCUCAAGCCAUCAAGGAUUUUAUCAAAUACCUGGACCCUUACAUCGUGCCGGCGAGCCUGGAACAGCUCCUGGUGGCCAGCGACGUGGUCGGCAAUAUCAGGUUCAGCCACCCGACGCUGUACGUAUUCCCGGGAGGCCAAGGCGACGCCGCGCUCUUCGGCAUCAACGGAUUCAACAUGCUCGUGGACGGAGGGUUCUCGCGUAAAGCCUGCUGGUGGGACUUCGCUCGGCAUCUGGACCGCUUGGACGCGGUUCUCUUCACCAGGCUCAACAACUGCUCCGCAUCAGGCAUGGCGGCGGUACUACGCAGGAAGGCCACCGCCAACGUCUACCCGCAGAUAGGACACUUCUUCUGCAACUUGGAGGAGCGUCGCCUGCUGGCGAGCCCUGACGGCGACAAGGACGCGGACCCGCUGCUGGUGUCGCUGCUGUCGGAGGGAGCCGACCUCAUGGCCGACCUGCGCCGCCUGCACCUGCGCGCGCAACCCGCAUACCGACGACCCGAGCCCCUCAACCUCUACCACAAGGUCGGCCACGGAACACUGGAUAUGUACGUACUGAAUCCGUCCAAGGACUCCAAACAUGUUCGUGAAUUCCUCAAAAGGUGGCAUAAUAGUGAUCAGAAACUUUUCGAAGGUGCAAGUGUGUCGGGACAGUUUAAUUUUCCAAUUCCUAACUUAGUAUCUAUCUGUGCUUUACUAGUAUGGCGACCUGCAAACCCAGAUGACACUAUAACGAGGAUAAUGUUUCCUGGUUCGACGCCGCAACAUAAAAUAUUUGAAGGAUUAGAGAAAUUAAAACAUCUUGACUUCCUUCAACAUCCGACAUGUACGGGACGUCAGAUGGCGGCAACAACAGCCCCCACAACAACUACUACGACGACAACGACAACUGUUACGACAACAAAAUAUUCGAAACAUGCCACCCCUAAAGUUAGUAAAGAACGAAGUAUUAUUGCUGAAAAGGCCAAAGAAGAUAAAAUCUUAGAAUCACAACCCUUACCUCCCAAAGAUUUGUUAGUAAAAGAUGAGACAGAUUCGAAAAAUUUAAUUGAUAAUAAGUUACUCAGUGAAUUAGUAGAGGGUGAAGAGAAGAAGAUUGAAUCGGUUUUACAAGACGCAAUCACAGCAAGAAUAGAAACUAAGCUUGAUGAUAAAUUAUCCCAAUACGAUAAUACUGUACUAGACAGUUUAUCUAAAAAGAAAGAAGUAAAGAAAAAAGAAAAGAAGGUAAAACGCUUCGAUAAGGCUGAUGAUUUUAAGGACCCUAUGGUUAAAACGACUGAAACUAAGAAAACUGAUGUUGAUAUCAAAACUAAGACUGAUAUAAAAAAGAAAUCAGAAAUCAAAACCAAAACUGACAUUGUUCCUUCCAUUGCGAGAAAUAAAAUUAGUCAUCGAACUGUUCUGAAACCAAGUGAGAAAAAAGCAACGCUAGAAAAAAGAACCCUUGGAGAUGAUAAAAAAUCUCCACCAACAACACCUAAAAAGAGUUUCGAAACGAAAACAGUGUCUUCUACUCCGCAAUCUGUAGUCAGAGAAAGGCUAAAGACAAAAACUAGAAAACUAAGCCCUAGUAGUACUCCUGCCAAAAGUGCCAAAGAAGCUAGUAAUCGCAGGGUAGUAGAAUCUAAAUAUAAACAAGGAUCACCGAAACGAGAUUUAAGUCAAAAAAUACCAGAAAAGAAAGAACCAAAACCUAAAAGAGAACCAAUUUCUAGAAGGCCACGCCCCUUGGCUUCACCUGUAAAAGGGUUAAAAGUAAUGAAAAGUCCUACCAAAGCUGUCAAAGCAUCAAAAACAGACGCGUCUAAAUUAAAAGGUUUACAAAGAGUAAAUUAUGAAGAUAUUCUAAAAGAUGCAAAGAAAUCAGAUGAAGACACGUCGAAAUCAUUAGAUGAAAUAAAACAACAGGAAAUCGAUGAAAGGGAGGAACAAGAGAUAGUAAGAGAAAUUGAAGCUGUUUUUAAUAGAGAUAGUGAAGCUGAAGAAAAAUUGGAAUAUGUAGGGAGAUCAGAUAUCGAAAAAAUUACUUGUAUGUUAGAUGACACUAAGACUGAAACAACCGCUGAUGGUGAAUUUGAAGAAGAAUACCUAAUAAUAGAAAAGGAAGAAGUUGAACAAUACACGGAAGAUUCUGUGAUUGAUCAUGAAAGUAGUCAAGGUAAUGAAGGAGAAGAACUUCAAAAACAUUUGAAAGAUAAAGAAGAAUCUGAGAAAAAGAAAGAAAAAUAUGAAGAAAUUGCGCAAAAAGAAACACAUCCAGUCGGAGAGCUUGAAAAUGACCAGAAGCAAACAGAAUCUAAAGACCAUUCAAUAAGUGUUGAAGAAAAACAAGACAUGAGUAGUGAAAAGAAAACUUCUGACAGCAAAAGUGGGGUGCCAAAACCUAAAGACUCUCUAGAACUAAAUAUUGUAGCGGAAUCUCAACCCGAUGAAAAAGUAUCUACUACUAUCGAAUCUGGUGCCACAACUGCACCAACAUUACCCGAAGAUGAACGCAUAACUCUGGAUGAUAUAAAAGAAGACCAACAAAUCGAGGAAAAACACAUUCAAGAAAUAACUAAAGAAGUUAUUCCUCCACAGACGCUUGUCGACGUUCAUACGGUAAUAUCAAAAGAGAAAAGUCCAAAACUUAGCUCAAUGCCAGCUCCCGUGAGAGAUAUAGUUAAAACUCCGGACGAAGUUGCCGACUUACCACUACAUGAAGAAGUAGAUUAUAGGACAUAUGAAGACAAGAAAACUCCGCUUGAUGAAGAUGUGUUCAAACGUAAACCUGAUCUUGGUUUCGUUCACGAAAUAAAGGUACCUAAAGAUUUACCUUUACACGAUCAAGAAAGCAUGGUGACUUUAAAAGGUCCUAAAGCGAUUGAGGAUGAUGUUGUUUUAAAAACAGUUCAGCGAGCGUCUCACGCUGAACUAGUAACGGUUACACCGGGAUCUGCACCAGAGUCACCAAUGAACCCAGUCCAACUUAAAGCCACAUCGCUUCCCAACAAAGAAUUAGAACCACUAAAAGAGUAUGAUGGGGUGGAGUACAAUUUUACACCUUUCACUGAAAAAUUAAGAGAAACACACAUUACUACAGUAGAUUCUCCUAUAAAGGAUGAUAUCAUAGUUAUAGAUGAAGUGCCUUGUAUGCCAGAAAAAAUUCCUUCGAUUCCUGAGGACGUCGAAAAAGAAAUCGAAGAAGAACAAAUACAUGAAACAACCGAGAAACCUCCACUUAGUCCUAUAGAUGUAGAAAAAAUUGUGGCCGACGUUGCCGAAGUUUUGAAAUCUGAAAAGAGCCUUGAAGAAAUAAUGGCAGAAAAAUCUCCAGUAGGUCUUCGUAAAUCUCCAGAUGACUUUUCAAGGACAGACAUAAAUAUCACGUUAGCAGCUGAAGCUACUAAAAUGCUUUUAUCACAUGAGCAACAGGCAAUACUUAAAGAGAAUUUACAAAAGAAAGAUGUUCCCAUUGAAGAGAAAAAGGAUUCAAUUUCGAUAAAAAAAGAAUGUUCACCAUCCAGAUCUAUUACGUCAGAAGAUAUUAGCGAAUCGUCAGACAAGACAGUAUUAAGUGAAGGUAAAAGAAUAAAACGCGAUACCAAAGAAGAACAAUUAUUUUUGGAAUCUUCUGAAAAAUCUAUCCCAGUGUUACACGAAACUACUGAUAUUUCAGUGGAAAAUAGAGAUAACCAAGAAUUUGAUACAAUCUAUACUUCAAAAACUAUUGAUGAUCCUAGAACCGUAGAAAUUGAUAGAUUGGACACUCAAAUAUCAGAAAAACUUGAAAUUACUGAAAGACGCCUGAGCUCAAGUUUAGAAUCUGCCAAAACAUUAGAGAAAUUGGAGGAAAAGAUGGCUGAUUUGAAACGCAAAGAAGAAAUUAUAACUAAAGAAUUAUUUAACGGUGAGGCUCUUACAGAUGCUACACCUGUAAAAGAAGCUCCAACAGGAGCAGAACCAUCAACUACUGACACCGUCGAUACUAAGACAACAAGCCCGGCAGUUUCGAAAUCUCGUCUCAGCUCAGUUCUUAUCAAAGAACUUGGUUCAGAGAUAGAGAAAACGAUGAAAGAAAAAGAAAACCAAGUAAGUAUUUCCUUAAAAGAUGAAGAUAAAGAUGAAGAUGGGUUAAAAAGUCCAGAAUUAAUACAAGAUAUUGAUAAGUUUGAAGACAAAGAUUUCACCAAAUCAAAGGAUGAUAUUUCAGUGGAAUAUGGAGAAAUUAUAAAAGAAGCUGUACCACUUUCUCUUAAAGAAGGUGAAAAACAAUUGAUAGACGAAAAAGAUAGUGACGAAGAAAGUGCUCGAGAUGAUUACCAAGUAGAAUCUAGCACAAUUCUGAAGUCGGAAAAAACUGAUGAAAAUUCACAAACUUUAACAAUGAAACCUAUUUCGAGCGAGAAAUCAUUGCUUGAAAUAGCAAAACAAGUGGACUCUGCAAGUAAUGUUGUCUUAGAUGAACUUAAUACCAUUUCUAGCAAACUUGAUAAUGUGCAAGUAAGUUUAGAUAACGAUAUUAAAAUAAGAUCAGAGGAGCUUUCUAAAAAAGUUGAUGGUGAACUUAAGGAUGAAGAAAACCCUGUUUCUGUCUAUACUAAACAAUACAUAACAGAAGAAGAUACUAUACAAUUAGAUAAAAAAAUACCGGAAGCGCUGAUAAGUCCAAAAGAAAAGAGUAUAUCUGUUAUUGAAAGCAAUGAAGAAAGUCCACCGUUAAGUGAAAAAGAUUCAAUCACUACAACAGAAGAGGUAACAGAAAAAGAAACGACUGCUGAAAAACAAUCGAAAACUAAAAAUGAAGAUUUGAUAUUUGUAAAAGACGAAAUUGAAUCUCAACAUAAUGACUAUGAAAUUAUUGAAAAACCAAAAGAAACCUUAACAAAUAUAAUAUUGCAAGCAUCAACUACAGUGAGCAAAGCUGAAGCGAAUGACGAUAACUCUUCUACAGAUACGACGCCAAUUGCAAAAGUAGAAAGUUCAUUAGAACAUAGAACAAAAGAUGAAAUAACGAUUGAAGAAAAAAUUUCUCCUCUACCAGAAAAGUCCUUACAAAUAUCAAAAAUUGACGGAAAAGAUCAACACACUUCAGAUGCUGCAGAAUCAGACAAAGCUGAAAAACUGCAAGAUAUACAUAUAGUUUUAACAGCACAUGAUAAACAAGUUGAAAACGAAUCAUCUACACAGAAAGAAAUCAGAGAAGAACCGAGUCCAACUGCAGUCAUUGACAAAAUGUGUGUAACCACAUUACAUAAAGAAGACAAACAGGCAAUAGAAUCAGCACCUGCUGUAGAAUUAAAAGACGAAAAAUUGGAAGACAAACAUAAAUUUUCUCCCGUACAUGAUAAACCAAGUGAAAGUUUAGAACAGAAAGAAAACAAAGAAGAAAUUAGUUUGGCUGCAGUUGUAAAGGAUGAACAUUUACAGGAGCCUUUGCCUGCAUCGGAACAAAAAAAAGAAGACAAAAUCAUCAAAGAAAAGACAUCCCCAACAACGGAAAAUACGGACGAGGUGACAAAGAAACCACUGACUGACGGAGAAUUCACUUGUAAGAAACUUUCUCCUUUAACCAACAAAGAAGUGAAAGUUUCUCCUUUCGAAAUAGAAAGUAAGCCUGUGGCAGAAUUAGUUGAUGAAAAAAGUAAACAAGCUUUAGAUAUAGCACCUGUGGAAGAAAUUAAAUUAGUAGACAAACAUAAAGUCUCUCCCGUGCAUGAUAAACCAGGGGAACUAAAACCAUCAAUACAGGAAGAUCAAAAAACAGAAAUUAGUGUGGCAACAGUCCUUGAAGGUGAAUUAGGGACGUUGUCUUUGCCUGCAUCAGAACAGCAAGUCAUAGUAGAGAGAUUUUCCGUAAAGACAGAAAAAGUUUCUCCUUUAGAGAAAGGUGGUGAACCUGGAGAAGAACCUAUAUUUGGAAAAGAACAAAACCUUUUUAUUGAUUCAGCACCUACUGCCGUAGUGAAAGACACUAAAUUAGUUGACAAAGUUUCUCCCGUACAUGAUAAACCAGAAAGAAAACCAUCAAUACGGGAAGAGAGCAAAGAAGAAAUUACUGUGACGGCAGGUGUUAAGAGUGACUUACAGGAGGUGUCUUCGCCUGAAUUGGAACAGAAAAAAGAUGACAAAAUUACCAAAGAUAAGAUAUCCCCAACAACGGAAAAAACUGUAGAAAUAUCUCCUUUACAGGAAGAAAGUCCGUCUACUGAAGGCUUAGUCAUUGAAAAAGGAGAUGUAGAUAUUAUAGAUAAAGCACCUCUUGUAGAAGUGAAAGAUGUAAAAUCUGAAGAUGAACAUAAAGUAUCUCCCGAACAUGACAAGCCAAGUGAAAGAAAACUUUCCCUGCAGGAAGACAUCAAAAAAGAUAUAAGUUCAUCAAAGAACAUUGAAAGUCAGCUAGACGAGGUGACUUCACCUACAACAAAGCAAAAAUUGGCUGACGAAGAAAUCACUUAUGAGAAAAUUUCUCCUGUAACACAGAAAGAAGUGAAAGUAUCUCCUCUCGAAAUAGAAAGAAAGCCUGAGGUAGACUUAAUUGAUAAAAAAGAUAAACAAGUAGAUUUAGCACCUUUGGCCGAAGCGAAAUUAGUUGAAGAACAUAAGACCUCUCCCGUACAUGAUAAUCCAGUUGAACCAAAACCAUCAAUACAGAAAGAUAGCAAAAAGACAACGGCUGUGACUGCCAUUAUUGAGAGUGAAUCACACGAGGUGCCAUCGCUUGUAUUACAACAAAAACUGCAUGACGAUAAAAUCAAUGAACAGCUGAUUACCCAAUCAACAAAAAAAAGUGAAGACGUAUCUCCUUUCAAGAAAGAUGAUAAACCUAAAGAAGGUUUAGUAUUUGAUGAAGAUGAUAAAAGCUUCAAAGAUUCAGCACCUGCUACAGAAGCAAAAGAUUCUAAAUUGGUAGAUGAAUAUAAGACAGAUAUCAAACAAAAAAUAAGUCCAGCAAAAGAAAUUGCAAAUCAGCUAGAUGAGGUAACUUCACCUACAACAAAACAGAAAUUGGUUAAAGAAGAAAUCACUCAUGAGAAAAUUUCUCCUGUAACAGACAAAGAAUUGAAAGUAUCUCUCGAAAUAAUAAGUAAGCCUGAGGAAGAUUUAUUCGAUAAAAAGUUUGAACAUGCUUUAGAUAUAGCACCUGUGGCUGAAAUGAAGUUGGUAGCACAACAUAAGACUUCUCCCGUGCAUGAUAAGCCAGUUGAACCAAAACCAUCAAUACAGGAAGAUAGCAAAAAGAUAGCGGCUGUGACUGCAGUUUUUGAGAGUGAAUCAUACGAGGUGCCUUCACCUACAUCAGAACAAAAAGUGGACGAUAAAAUCAAUGCACAGCUAAUUACCCAAACAGUAAAAAGUGUAGAAGUAUUUCCUAUACAGAAAGAAGGUAGGCCGAAAGAAGGCUUAGUAUUUGAUAAAGAUGAUAAAGGUAUGAAAGGUUCAGCACCUGCUGCAGAAGUAAAAGAUGCUAAAUUGAUGGACGACUAUGAAGAUUCGUCCGUAGAUGACGAACCAAGCGAAGGGGGACUAUCUCCAAAGACAGAUAUCAAACAAGAAGUAAGUCUGAUAAAAGAAAAUGAAAGUAAGCUAGACGAGGUGAUUUUACCAUUAUUAAAUAAAGAAUUUGCUGACAAAGAAUUUACUUGUGAGAAAAUUUCUCCUUUAACCGACAAAGAAGUGAAAGUUACUUCUUUUGAGAGAGAAAAUAAGCCUGAGGAAGACUUAAUAGAUGAGAAAUGUAAACAUGUUCUAGAUAUAGCAUCUGUGGGAGAAAUGAAAUUGGUCGACGAGCACAAAAUCUCUUCCGUGCAUGAUAAGCCAGGUGAUCAAAAACCAUCAAUACAGGAAGAGCCAAAAGCAGAAAUGAGUGUGACAGCAGUCCUUGAAGGUAAAGGUCCAGAACAGCAAAUGGAUGUUAAAAUCACUGAUGAUGUAAUUUCCUCAAAAAUAGAAAAAAGUGGGAAAGCUUCUCCUUUAGCGAAAGAUGGUCAACCUGGAGAAAAACAUAUAUUUGGAAAAGAACAAAAUCUUCUUAUUGAUUCAGCACCUGCUGCCGUAGUGAAGGGCACGAAAUUGAUUGACGUACAUAAAGUUUCUCCCGUACAUGAUAAACCAGAUGAAAGAAAACCAUUAAUACCGGAUAAGAGCAAAGAAGAAAUUAGUGUUACGGCAGGUGUUAAAAGCGACUUACAGGAGGUGCCUUCGCCUGAAUUGGAACAGAAAAAAGAUGACAAAAUCACCAAAGACAAGCUAUCCCCAACAACGGAAAAAACUGCAGAAGUAUCUCCUUUACAGAAAAAAAGUGAGCCUACUGAUGGCUUAGUCAUUGAAAAAGAAGAUAUACAUAUUACAGAUAAAGCACCUCUUGUAGAAGUGAAAGAUGCAAAAUCUGAAGACGAGCAUAAAGUAUCUCCCAAACAUGACAAGCCAAGUGAAAGAAAACUUUCCCUGCAGAAAGACAUCAAAAAGGAUAUAAGUCCAUCAAAGGAAAUUGAAAGUCAGCUGGACGAGGUGACUUCACCUACAACAAAGCAGAAAUUGGUUGAAGAAGAAGCCACUCAUGAGACAAUUUCUCCUGUAACAGACAAAGAAGUGAAAGUAUCUCCUCUCGAAAAAGAAAGUCAGCCCGAAGUAGACUUAAUUGAUAAAAAAGAGAAACAUGCUUUAGAUUUAGCACCUGUGGCCGAAAUGAAAUUAGUAGGAGAACACAAGAUCUCUACCGUGCAUGAUAAGCCAGUUGCACCAAAACCAUCAAUACAGGAAGAUAGCACAAAGAUAAUGGCUGUGACUGCAGUUAUUGAGGGUGAAUCGCACGAGGUGCCAUCGCCUGCAUUAGAACGAAAACUGGACGAUGAAAUCAAUGAACAGCUAAUUACCCAAACAAUUGAAAAAAGGGAAGUUGUAUCUCCUUUACAGAAAGAUGAUAAGCCUAAAGAAGGUUUAGUAUUUGAUGAAGAUGAUAGAGGUUUCAAAUAUUUUGCAUGUACUACAGAAGCAAAAGAUUCCAAAUUAGUAGAUGAAUACGAGACAGAUAUCAAACAAAAAAUAAGUCCAGCAGAAAUUGGAAAUCGGCUAGACGAAAUGACUUCACCAACAACAAAGCACGAAUUAGAUGACAAAGAAGUCACUUGUGAGAAAAUUUCUCCUGUAACAAACACAGAAGUAAAAAGUGAACCUGAGAAAGAUUUCAUUGAUAAAAAAGAUAAACCUGCUUUAGAUUCAGCACUUGUUGCAGAAGUGAAAGAUAUGAAAUUGGUAGAUGAACAUAAAGUUUCAUCCGUAUAUGAUGAGCCAGGUGAACGAAAACCAUCUAUACAGGAAGAAAAAAGAAAAGAAAUGCUUGUGACAGCAGUUCUCGAAAGUGAGCUGGAGGCGGUAUCAUUGCCUGCUUUAGAGCAGCAAACGGACGUCAAAGUAACUGAAGAGAAAAUUUCCUCAACAACAGAAAAAAGUGUGAAUGUUUUUCCUAUAGAAGAAGAUGAUAAACCUGGAGAACUAAUAUUUGAAAAAGACGGAAAACAUGUUAUAGAUUUGGCACCUGCUGAAGAAGUGAAAGACGCAAAAUUGGUUGCUCAACAUAAAAUUUCUUUUGUACAUGAUAAACCCGAUGAAAGAAAACAAUCAGUUCGGGAAGAGAGCGAAGAAGAAAUGAGUAUGACUGCAGAUGUAAAGAGUGACUUAAAGGAAGUGUCUAUGUCUGCAUCAGAUCAGACAGAAGAUGACAAAAUCACCAGAGAUAGGUUAUCUUCCACAACAGAAAAAGAUAAAGAAGCAUCUUUUUUACAAAGAGAAGGCAAGCCUACCGAUGGAUUAGUAUUUAAAAAGGAAGAUAUAGCUAUUAUAGAUUCAGCAGCUGUUGGAGAAGCAAAAGCUGAAAAAUCGGUAGACGAAGAUAAAAUAUCCCCCGUACAUGACAAGCCAAGUGAAAGAAAACUAUCCCUACAAAAAGAUAUCAAAAAAGAAAUAAGCCCAUCAAAAGAAAUUGAAAGUCAGCUAGAUAAGGUAACUUCCCCUUCAACAAAGCAGAAAUUGGUUGAUGAAGAAAUCUCACUUGAGAAACUUCCUCCUGUAACAGACAAAAAAGUGAAAGUAUCUGCUCUCGAGAUAGAAAGUAAGCCCGAGGAAGACUUAUUUGGUAAAAAAGAAAAAGUUGCAUUAGAUUUAGCACCGGUAACCGAAAUAAAAUUUGACAAACAAGACAAACAUGCUGCAAGUAAUAUUCAUGUUGCAGAAGAAAAAGACUCAAUAUUGAUAGACGAAUAUGAAGAGUCUCCCGUUCAUGAUGAAGCAAUUGAAAGGAAACCAUCAAUACAUGGAGAUAGCAAAAAAGUAACGGCUGCAGUUAUUGAGGAUAAAUUAGACAGAGUGCCUUUGCCUGUAUCAGAACGAGAAAAAGAUGAAAAAAUCAACGAAGACAUAAUUUACCAAACAACAGAAAAAAGUUUAGAAGUAUCUCCUUUAGAAAAAGAAGAUAAGCCUAAUGGAGACUUAGUAGUUGAUAAAGACGAUAAAGGUAUUAAAGAUUCGGCACCUGCUGCAGAUGUCAAAUAUGCUAAACUGGCGGAUGAAAAUCAAGGUUCUCCAAUGCGCGAUCAACCAAGUAUAAAAAUACCAUCUCCAAUGACAGCAGUCGAUCCUAUAACUUAUUCAAUUGACGAUACACAAACUAAAGAUGAACCACUACCACAAGAAAGCGAGCGAGAGAUAAGUUCGACUACAUUAAUUGAUGAUGCGCUAGAUAAAAUACCGGAACUAAAUAAAAAAUCUUCACUUUUAGAAAAAAAUAUAACAGCUUCCUUUUUGGAAGAAGAAAGAAGGUAUGAAGUUAUUCCUAUAAUCAAGAAAAGAGAUAAAUAUGAUAUAGAUGCACCUGCGACAGAAGCAUCUACGAUAAAUUUACCUGUUAAAGAAGUAGGCAAAAUUGUAGAACCGUUAGACCAACACAAAGACAAAGAAGUAGAACCUACUGGGGGUUCACCUGCGUUUGCAGAUGCAACGAUAGAUGGCAUACCAGUGGGCAUGCGAGAAAUAUCCCCAGAGCAAGAAAAAACAGAUAAAACAGGAACAACAGUUCAUGACCGGAAAGUUUCUCCUGUGGUUGAAAAAUUGACUGAAAUCACAUCAUCUCCACAGUUGGAAAGUCAUCUAAAAAUAAGUCCAACUGCUGAACAUAAACUUGCUGUAGACAAAGUGCCAGCAUCCGUAGCGGAACAAAAACCGGACGAUAAAAUUAGCACUGAGGAGACAACUUCUAUAAUAAAAGAAACCCGCGUGGUUCCAUCUUCAGAGGAAAAGAUUCGGCAGGAGACAAGUCUAGCGCAUUUAUACAAAGAUAUUCCAGUAUCAGCAACAGUUUCUGAAUCGCAGAAAGACGGCAAAUCAAUAGCAGAACAUGUAAUUUCUCCCAUAAAACAAAGUGAAAGAGAACUAAUUCCGCAAACAGGCAGCAAGAAAGAAGCAAGCCCGAUUGCACCUACACAUGAACACAAAAUGGAUGAGAGGAGCCCUACUAAAGAGGAAGUUGACAUUGGUCCAAUAAAAGAAAUCAUGCCUGAAGUAAGACUGAUAUUAGAAAAAGCAGAUGACUAUAUCAAAGACACAGCUCCAGAAGCAGACGUAAAAGAUGAAAAACCGAUUUACGAUCAUAAAGUUUCUCCUGUGCUAGAAAACCUAGCUGAAAGUGGGUUAUCUCCACAGAAGGAAGGUGAACUACAAAUAAGUCCAACUACAGUACAUGAACAGCCUACAGCCCCAGCGAAACAAAAACAAGUAGACAGUCCGACAACAUCUCCUCUAAAAUAUAAAACAGUAGAUGAUAUCACGACUGAAAAGGAAAUAUCCCCAACAAUUGAAGAGGAUCUAAUAAAAUCUUCAGAAAUAGAAAGCAAGUCUAAAGAUGAACCAAUAUUUAGAAAAAAAGACAUGCAUGCAAAAGACACUGCACCAGUCACAGAAUUAGUAAAAAGUGAAAAACCUUUAGACGAUGAAAAAGCUUCUUCUGUGCUUAAGACACCAGUUGAUGAAAAAAUAUCUCCCCAUUUGGAGAGCAAGCAAGUAAUGAGUCCAACGUCACCUCAUCUGGAACAUAAAACAGUUGAUGAAAUCAUUACUAUGACAGAAAUUUCUCCAACAAUGCAGAGAGAUCUAAUAAAAUCCUCAGAAAAAGAGAGCAAGCCUGAAAGUGAAACUAUAUUCAGAAAAGAAGGUAAGCAUACUAAAGAUGAUUCACCUGUCACAGAAUUAGUUAAAGAUGGUAAGCAAGUUGACGAUCAUAAAGUUUCUCCUAAGCUUGAAAAACCUCUUAAAAAAGAAUUAUUCCCACAAGUGGAAAAGAAUCAGGAAAUAAGUCCAACUGCAGUACAUGAACAUCCUACAGCUGAAGGGGAGAAGAUAACGGACAGCAAACAAGUGCACAGUGUGACUGCACCGCCCCUAGAACAUAUAACAAUCGAUGAAAUCACAACCUCAAAGGAAAUUUCUCCAACAGUCGAUAAAGACCAAAUAAAAUCUUCAGAGAAAGAAAGCAAGGCUGAAAGUGAAACGCUAUUCAGAAAAGACGGCAAGCAUACCACAGACGAUGCACUUGUCACAAAAUUAGUAAAAAUUGAAAAGGAAGUUGUAGAUGGUAAAGUUUCUCCUGUGCUUGAAAAGUCAGUCAAAGAAGAAAUAUCACCACAUUUAGAGAGCGAAAAGGCAAUAAGUCCGACUGUAGUACAGGAACAGCCUACAGCCGUAUCGGAAAAGAUAACAGAUAGCAAACAAGCAGACAGUGCGACUGCAGCUUCAAUGGAACAUAAAGCGGAAGAUGAUAUUACGACUAAAAAGCAAGUAUCUCCAACAAUGGAUGAAGACCUAAUAAAAUCUUCUUUAGAAAAAGAAAGCAAGCCUGAAGAAGGGUCGAUAUUCAAAAAAGAAGACAACUAUAUUAUAGACCAGGCACCAAUAACAGAAUUACUAAAAGAUGGUAAGCAAGUUGACGAUCUUAAUGUUCCUCCUGCCCUUAAAAAACCACUUAAAGGAGAAUUAUAUCCACAAGUCGAGAAGACACAGGAAAUAAGUUCGAGUGGAGAACAUGAAAAGCCUGCAGCCGUAUCGGAAAAGAUAACGGAAAGCAAACAAGUCGGCAGUCCGACUGCCCCUUCUUUAGAACAUAAAACAGUCGAUAAAAUCACUGCGAAGGAAAUUUCUCCAACAGUGGAUAUAGAUCUAAUAAAAUCUUCAGAAAAAGAAAGCAAACCUGAAAGUGAAAAGGUAUUCGACAAAGAAGACAAACAUACUAUAGACGAUGUACCUGUCACAGAAUCACUUAAAGACGAUAAAAAAGUUGAUGAUCAUAAAGUUUCUCCUGUACUUAAAAAACCAUUUGAAGAGGAAUUAUCACCAACAGUGGAGAGCAAACAGAAAAUAAGUCCUGCUGCAGUACAUAAACAGCCUACAGACAUAGCGGAACAGAAAACAGAUAACAAACAAAAAGACAGUCCAAUUCCUCCUCUGGAACAUAAAACAGUAGAUUAUAUCACGACUAAAAAGGAAACAUGUCUAAAAAUGGACAAAGAUCUAAUAAAAUCUUCUGAAGAAGAAAUCAAGUCUGAAAGUCAAAUGGUAUCCGAUAAAGAAGGCAAGCAUACUAUGGACUAUACACCUGUCACAGAAUUAGUAAAAGAUGAUAAGCAAGUUGUCGAUCAUGAAGUUUUUGCAGUGCUUGAAAAACCAGUUGAAGGAGAAUUAUCCCCACAAGUGGAAAUGAAACGUGAAAUAAGUCCGACUGCAGUACAUGAACAGCCUUCAGCCGUAGCGGAAAAGAUAACGGAAAGCAAACAAGUAGACAGCCCGACUGCACCUCUAGAACAUAAAACAGUCGAUACAAUCACGGCUCCAAAGGAUAUUUCUCCAACAAUGACGAAGGAUCUUAUAAGAUCUCCAGAAAAAGAAAGCAAGCCUGAAAGUGUAGCGAUAUUCGGAAAAGAUGGCAAGCAUACUAAGGAUGAUGAACCUGUUACAGAAUUAGUAGAAGAUGAAAAUCAAGUUGACGAUCAUAAAGUUUCUCGUGUGCUUGAAGAACCAGUUGCGGAAGAUUUAUCUGCAAUUGUAGAGAGCAAGCAGCCAAAAGUGGACACAUUGCCUGCUGUAGUACAUGAACAGCCUUCAGCCGUGGCGGAAAAAAUAAAGGAUAGCAAACAAGUAGGCAGUCCGACUGCCCCUCUAGAAAAUAAAAUAGUCGACACAAUCCCUACUACAAAAGAAAUUUCUGCAACAAUGGAUCAAGAUUUAAUUAAAUCUUCAGAAAAAGAAAGCAAGUCUGAAAUUGAAACGAUAUUCGAAAAAGUAGGCAAACGUGCUAAAGACGAUACACCUGUCACAGAAUCACUUAAGGACGAUAAACAAGUCGACGAUCACAAAGUUUCUCCUGUGCUUGAAAAACCAGUUGAAAAGGAAGUAUCCCCACAAGUGGAAAAGAAACUGGAAAUAAGUCCGACUGCAGUACAUGAACAGCCUUCAGCCGUAGCGGAAAAGAUAACAGAAACCAAACAAAUAGACAGCCCGACUGCACCUCUAGAACAUAAAACAGUCGAUACAAUCACGGCUCCAAAGGAUAUUCCUCCAACAAUGACGAAAGAUCUUAUAAGAUCUCCAGAAAAAGAAAGCAAGCCUGAAAGUGUAGCGAUAUUCGGAAAAGACGACAAGCAUACUAAGGAUGAUGAACCUGUUACAGAAUUAGUAGAAGAUGAAAAUCACGUUGACGAUCAUAAAGUUUCUCGUGUGCUUGAAGAAACAGUUGCGGAAGAUUUAUCUCCAAUUGUAGAGAGCAAGCAGCCAAAAGUGGACACAUUGCCUGCUGUAGUACAUGAACAGCCUUUAGCCGUGGCGGAAAAAAUAAAGGAUAGCAAACAAGUAGACAGUCCGACUGCCCCUCUAGAACAUAAAAUAGUCGACACAAUCCCUACUACAAAAGAAACUUCUGCAACAAUGGAUCAAGAAUUAAUUAAAUCUCCAGAAAAAGAAAGCAAGUCUGAAAUUGAAACGAUAUUCGAGAAAGUAGGCAAACAUGCUAAAGAUGAUACACCUGUAACAGAAUCACUAAAGGACUAUAAACAAUUCGACGAUCACAAAGUUCCUCCUGUGCUUGAAAAACCAGUUGAAAAGGAAGUAUCCCCACAAGUGGAAAAGAAACUGGAAAUAAGUCUGACUGCAGUACAUGAACAGCCUGCAGCCGUAGCGGAAAAGAUAACGGAAACCAAACAAGUAGACAGCCCGACUGCAACUCUAGAACAUAAAACAGUCGAUACAAUCACGGCUCCAAAGGAUAUUUCUCCAACAAUGACGAAAGAUCUUACUCCAGAAAAAGAAAGCAAGCCUGAAAGUGUAGCGAUAUUCGGAAAAGACGACAAGCAUACUAAGGAUGAUGAACCUGUUACAGAAUUAGUAGAAGAUGAAAAUCACGUUGACGAUCAUAAAGUUUCUCGUAUGCUUGAAGAAACAGUUGCGGAAGAUUUAUCUCCAAUUGUAGAGAGCAAGCAGCCAAAAGUGGACACAUUGCCUGCUGUAGUACAUGAACAGCCUUCAGCCGUGGCGGAAAAAAUAAAGGAUAGCAAACAAGUAGGCAGUCCGACUGCCCCUCUAGAAAAUAAAAUAGUCGACACAAUCCCUACUACAAAAGGAAUUUCCGCAACAAUGGAUCAAGAUUUAAUUAAAUCUUCAGAAAAAGAAAGCAAGUCUGAAAUUGAAACAAUAUUCGAAAAAGUGGGCAAACAUGCUAUAGACGAUACACCUGUCACAGAAUCACUUAAGGACGAUAAACAAGUCGACGAUCACAAAGUUUCUCCUGUGCUUGAAAAAUCAGUUGUAGAGGACGUAUCCCCACAAAUGGAAAAGAAACUGGAAAUAAGUCCGACUGCAGUACAUGAACAGUCUACAGACGUAGCGGUAAAGAUAACGGAAAGCAAACAAGUAGACAGCCCGACUGCACCUCUAGAACAUAAAACAGUCGAUACAAUCACGGCUCCAAAGGAUAUUUCUCCAACAAUGACGAAGGAUCUUAUAAGAUCUCCAGAAAAAGAAAGCAAGCCUGAAAGUGUAGCGAUAUUCGGAAAAGAUGGCAAGCAUACUAAGGAUGAUGAACCUGUUACAGAAUUAGUAGAAGAUGAAAAUCAAGUUGACGAUCAUAAAGUUUCUCGUGUGCUUGAAGAACCAGUUGCGGAAGAUUUAUCUGCAAUUGUAGAGAGCAAGCAGCCAAAAGUGGACACAUUGCCUGCUGUAGUACAUGAACAGCCUUCAGCCGUGGCGGAAAAAAUAAAGGAUAGGAAACAAGUAGGCAGUCCAACUGCCUCUCUAGAAAAUAAAAUAGUCGACACAAUCCCUACUACAAAAGGAAUUUCCGCAACAAUGGAUCAAGAUUUAAUUAAAUCUUCAGAAAAAGAAAGCAAGUCUGAAAUUGAAACAAUAUUCGAAAAAGUGGGCAAACAUGCUAUAGACGAUACACCUGUCACAGAAUCACUUAAGGACGAUAAACAAGUCGACGAUCACAAAGUUUCUCCUGUGCUUGAAAAAUCAGUUGUAGAGGACGUAUCCCCACAAGUGGAAAAGAAACUGGAAAUAAGUCCGACUGCAGUACAUGAACAGUCUACAGACGUAGCGGUAAAGAUAACGGAAAGCAAACAAGUAGACAGCCCGACUGCACCUCUAGAACAUAAAACAGUCGAUACAAUCACGGCUCCAAAGGAAAUUUCUCCAACAAUGACGAAAGAUCUUAUAAGAUCUCCAGAAAAAGAAAGCAAGCCUGAAAGUGUAGCGAUAUUCGGAAAAGAUGGCAAGCAUACUAAGGAUGAUGAACCUGUUACAGAAUUAGUAGAAGAUGAAAAUCAAGUUGACGAUCAUAAAGUUUCUCGUGUGCUUGAAGAACCAGUUGCGGAAGAUUUAUCUGCAAUUGUAGAGAGCAAGCAGCCAAAAGUGGACACAUUGCCUGCUGUAGUACAUGAACAGCCUUCAGCCGUGGCGGAAAAAAUAAAGGAUAGGAAACAAGUAGGCAGUCCAACUGCCCCUUUAGAAAAUAAAAUAGUCGACACAAUCCCUACUACAAAAGAAAUUUCUGCAACAAUGGAUCAAGAUUUAAUUAAAUCUUCAGAAAAAGAAAGCAAGUCUGAAAUUGAAAUGAUAUUCGAAAAAGUAGGCAAACGUGCUAAAGACGAUACACCUGUCACAGAAUCACUUAAAUACGAUAAACAAGUCGACGAUCACAAAGUUUCUCCUGUGCUUGAAAAACCAGUUGAAAAGGAAGUAUCCCCACAAGUGGAAAAGAAACUGGAAAUAAGUCCGACUGCAGUACAUGAACAGCCUUCAGCCGUAGCGGAAAAUAUAACAGAAACCAAACAAAUAGACAGCCCGACUGCACCUCUAGAACAUAAAACAGUCGAUACAAUCACGGCUCCAAAGGAAAUUUCUCCAACAAUGACGAAAGAUCUUAUAAGAUCUCCAGAAAAAGAAAGCAAACCUGAAAGUGUAGCGAUAUUCGGAAAAGAUGACAAGCAUACUAAGGAUGAUGAACCUGUUACAGAAUUAGUAGAAGAUGAAAAUCACGUUGACGAUCAUGAAGUUUCUCGUGUGCUUGAAGAAACAAAUGCGGAAGAUUUAUCUCCAAUUGUAGAGAGCAAGCAGCCAAAAGUGGACACAUUGCCUGCUGCAGUAAAUGAACAGCCUUUAGCCGUGGCGGAAAAACUAAAGGAUAGCAAACAAGUAGGCAGUCCGACUGCCCCUCUAGUACAUAAAAUAGUCGACACAAUCUCUACUACAAAAGAAAUUUCCGCAACAAUGGAUCAAGAUUUAAUUAAAUCUUCAGAAAAAGAAAGCAAGUCUGAAAUUGAAACAACAUUCGAAAAAGUGGGCAUACAUGCUAUAGACGAUACACCUGUCACAGAAUCACUUAAGGACGAUAAACAAGUCGACGAUCACAAAGUUUCUCCUGUGCUUGAAAAAUCAGUUGUAGAGGACGUAUCCCCACAAGUGGAAAAGAAACUGGAAAUAAGUCCGACUGCAGUACAUGAACAGUCUACAGCCGUAGCGGUAAAGAUAACGGAAAGCAAACAAGUAGACAGCUCGACCGCACCUCUAGAACAUAAAACAGUCGAUACAAUCACGGCUCCAAAGGAAAUUUCUCCAACAAUGACGACAGAUCUUAUAAGAUCUCCAGAAAAAGAAAGCAAGCCUGAAAGUGUAGCGAUAUUCGGAAAAGAUGGCAAGCAUACUAAGGAUGAUGAACCUGUUACAGAAUUAGUAGAAGAUGAAAAUCAAGUUGACGAUCAUAAAGUUUCUCGUGUGCUUGAAGAACCAGUUGCGGAAGAUUUAUCUGCAAUUGUAGAGAGCAAGCAGCCAAAAGUGGACACAUUGCCUGCUGUAGUACAUGAACAGCCUUCAGCCGUGGCGGAAAAAAUAAAGGAUAGCAAACAAGUAGGCAGUCCGACUGCCCCUCUAGAAAAUAAAAUAGUCGACACAAUCCCUACUACAAAAGAAAUUUCUGCAACAAUGGAUCAAGAUUUAAUUAAAUCUUCAGAAAAAGAAAGCAAGUCUGAAAUUGAAACGAUAUUCGAAAAAGUAGGCAAACGUGCUAAAGACGAUACACCUGUCACAGAAUCACUUAAGGACGAUAAACAAGUCGACGAUCACAAAGUUUCUCCUGUGCUUGAAAAACCAGUUGAAAAGGAAGUAUCCCCACAAGUGGAAAAGAAACUGGAAAUAAGUCCGACUGCAGUACAUGAACAGCCUUCAGCCGUAGCGGAAAAGAUAACAGAAACCAAACAAAUAGACAGCCCGACUGCACCUCUAGAACAUAAAACAGUCGAUACAAUCACGGCUCCAAAGGAUAUUCCUCCAACAAUGACGAAAGAUCUUAUAAGAUCUCCAGAAAAAGAAAGCAAGCCUGAAAGUGUAGCGAUAAUCGGAAAAGAUGGCAAGCAUACUAAGGAUGAUAAACCUGUUACAGAAUUAGUAGAAGAUGAAAAUCAAGUUGACGAUCAUAAAGUUUCUCGUGUGCUUGAAGAACCAGUUGCGGAAGAUUUAUCUGCAAUUGUAGAGAGCAAGCAGCCAAAAGUGGACACAUUGCCUGCUGUAGUACAUGAACAGCCUUCAGCCGUGGCGGAAAAAAUAAAGGAUAGCAAACAAGUAGACAGUCCGACUGCCCCUCUAGAAAAUAAAAUAGUCGACACAAUCCCUACUACAAAAGAAAUUUCUGCAACAAUGGAUCAAGAUUUAAUUAAAUCUUCAGAAAAAGAAAGCAAGUCUGAAAUUGAAACGAUAUUCGAAAAAGUAGGCAAACGUGCUAAAGACGAUACACCUGUCACAGAAUCACUUAAGGACGAUAAACAAGUCGACGAUCUCAAAGCUUCUCCUGUGCUUGAAAAACCAGUUGAAAAGGAAGUAUCCCCACAAGUGGAAAAGAAACUGGAAAUAAGUCCGAAUGCAGUACAUGAACAGCCUUCAGCCAUAGCGGAAAAGAUAACGGAAACCAAACAAAUAGGCAGCCCGACUGCACCUCUAGAACAUAAAUCAGUCGAUACAAUCACGGCUCCAAAGGAUAUUUCUCCAACAAUGACGAAAGAUCUUAUAAGAUCUCCAGAAAAAGAAAGCAAGCCUGAAAAUGUAGCGAUAUUCGGAAAAGACGACAAGCAUACUAAGGAUGAUGAACCUGUUACAGAAUUAGUAGAAGAUGAAAAUCACGUUGACGAUCAUAAAGUUUCUCGUGUGCUUGAAGAAACAGUUGCGGAAGAUUUAUCUCCAAUUGUAGAGAGCAAGCAGCCAAAAGUGGACACAUUGCCUGCUGUAGUACAUGAACAGCCUUUAGCCGUGGCGGAAAAAAUAAAGGAUAGCAAACAAGUAGGCAGUCCGACUGCCCCUCUAGAACAUAAAAUAGUCGACACAAUCCCUACUAUAAAAGAAUUUUCUGCAACAAUGGAUCAAGAUUUAAUUAAAUCUUCAGAAAAAGAAAGCAAGUCUGAAAUUGAAACGAUAUUCGAAAAAGUAGGCGAACAUGCUAAAGAUGAUACACUUGUCACAGAAUCACUUAAGGACGAUAAACAAGUCGACGAUCACAAAGUUUCUCCUGUGCUUGAAAAACCAUUUGAAGAGGAAAUAACCCCACAAAUGGAAAAGAAACAGGAAAUAACUCGGACUGCAGAACUUGAACAGCCUACAGCCGUAGCGGAAAAGAUAACGGAAAGCAAUCAAGUAGACAGUCCGACUGUCCCUCCUUUAGAACAAAAAAUAGUCGAAACAAUUCUUACAACACAGGAAAUUUCUACAACAAUGGAUAAAGAUUUAGUAAAAUCUUCGGAAAAAGAAAGCAAGCCUCAAAUUGAAACUAUAUUCGAUAAAGAAGGCAAACAUACUAUAGACGAUGCACCUGUCACAGAAUCACUUAAAGACGAUAAACAAGUUGACGAGCAUAAAGUUUCUCCUGUGCUUGAAAAACCACUUGAAGAGGAAUUAUCACCUACAGUGGAGAGCAAACAGAAAAUAAGUCCUACUGCAGUACAUGAACAGCCUACAGCCGUAGCGGAAAACGGAAGCAAACAAGGAGGUAGUCCAACUGCACCUCUAGAACAUAAAACAGUCGAUACAAUCACGGCUCCAAAAGCAAUUUCUCCAACAAUGUCGAAAGAUCUUAUAAGAUCUCCAGAAAAAGAAAGCAAGCCUGAAAGUGAAGCGAUAUUCGAAAAAGACGGCAAGCAUACUAAGGAUGAUGCACCUGUUACUCAAUUAGUAACAGAUGAUAAGCAAGUUGUCGGUCAUAAAGUUUCUCCUGUGCUUGAAAAACCAGUUGAAGGAGAAAUAUCCCCACAAGUGGAAAAGAAACAGGAAAUAGCUCAAACUGCAGUAGUUGAACAGCCUACAGCCAAAGCGGACAAGAUAGAGGAAAGCAAACAAGUAGGCAGUCCCACCGCACCUCUUCUAGAAUAUAAAACAGUAGAUGAUAACACUACAAAGGAAAUUUCUCCGACAGGGGAUAUAGAUCUAAUAAAAUCUUCAGAAAAAGAAAGCAAGCCUGAAAGUGAAAUGGUGUUCGAUAGAGAAGGCAAGCAUACUAUAGACGAUGCACCUGUUACAGAAUUAGUAAAAGAUGAUAAGCAAGUUUUCGAUCAUAAUGUUUCUCCUGUGUUUGAAAAACCAGUUGAAGGCGAAUUAUCCCCACAAGUGGAAAAGAAACAGGAAAAAGCACGGUCUGCAGUACUGGAACAGCCUACAGCCGAAGCGGAAAAGAUAGAGGAAAGCAAACAAGUAGGCAGUCCGACCGCACCUCUUCUGAAACAUAAAACAGUAGCUGAUAUCACUACUACAAAGGAAAUUUCACCGACAGGGGAUAUAGAUCUAUUAAAAUCUUCAGAAAAAGAAAGCAAGCCUGAAAGUGAAAUGGUGUUCGAUAGAGAAGGCAAGCAUACUAUAGACGAUGCACCUGUUACAGAAUUAGUAAAAGAUGAUAAGCAAGUUGUUGAUCAUAAAGUUUCUCCUGUACUUGAAAAACCAGUUGAAGGAGAAUUAUCCCCACAAAUGGAAAAGAAACAGGAAAUAACUCGGCCUGCAGAACUUGAACAGCCUACAGCCGUAGCGGAAAAGAUAACGGAAAGCAAACAAGUAGGCAGUCCAACUGCACCUCUAGAACAUAAAACAGUCGAUAUAAUCACGGCUCCAAAAGCAAUUUCUCCAACAAUGUCGAAAGAUCUUAUGAGAUCUCCAGAAAAAGAAAGCAAGCCUGAAAGUAAAGCGAUAUUCGAUAGAGGAGGCAAGAAUACUAUAGAUGAUGCAUCUGUCACAGAAUUAGUAAAAGAUGAUAAGCAUGUUGUUGAUCAUAAAGUUUCUCCUGUGCUUGAAAAACCAAUUGAAGGAGAAUUAUCCCCACAAAAAGAAGAAAGAAAACCAGAAAUAACUCUGACUGCAGUACUUGAACAGCCUACAGCCGAAGCGGAAAAGAUAAAAGAAAGCAAACAAGUAGGCAGCCCGACCUCACCUCCUCUGGAAGUAGAUGAUAUCACAACUACAAGAGAAUUUUCUCUAAAAAUGGAUAAAGAUCUGAUAAAGUCUUCGUUGGAAAUGGAAAGCAAAUCUAUUGAUGGAACGAUAUUCGGAAAGGUAGGGAAGGAAAUCAAAGACACAUCACCAGUCGCAGAAACAGUGGAGGUUGAAAAACGAGUACAUGAUCAUAAAGAUUCUUCUGUGCUAGAAAAACUUAUUGAAAAAGAAUCUCAGCAAAAAGAAAGCCAAUUACAGAUGAGUCCUACUACAGCACAAAAGAAAAUGGAUAGCAAACAAGUAGACAGUCUGACUGCAUCUCCUAUGGAGCGUGAAACACCCAAUGAAAUCAUUACUACAAAGGAAAUUUCUACAACAGAGGAUAAAAAUCAAACAAAAUCUUCAGAAAAAGAAAGCAAACCUGAAACAGAAAAAAUAUUCGAAAAAGAAGGCAAGCAUACUAUAGACGAUGCACUUGUAACAAAAUCAGUAAAAGAUGAUAAAGAAGUCGAUCGUAAAAUCAGUGUGCUUUUAUCUUUGGAAGAAGAUAUUAAGCCUGAAUUAACCUUAAUGAAUUUAUCUAAAGACAAAGAUAUUCCAGUAUCAGCUAGUGUUGCCGAAUUACAAGAACAUGAUAAGACAUUCGAAGAAUAUAGAAUUUCUCCUGAAAAACUUAGGGAAAGUAAGUUAAUGAUAUCGGCACAAACUGAAAGCAAAGAAAUAGUAAGUCCAACUGCACCUACACCAGAACAAAAAACAGACGACAAAAUCAUUACAAAAGAGGAAAUUUCUUCAUUAAUAGAUAAAGCUAUUGUAACAAUUUCAGGAAAAGAGAGAAAGCCUGAAGAGGGAUUGACAACACAUGAACAUGAACCCACACCAAUAGGCGCUAAAACAGUCAAUGUUGAAAAACCAGUUGACGAUCAUAAAGUUUCUCCUGUGCUAGAAAAACCAGUUGAAAGAAAAUUAUCUCCACAAGUGGAGGGCAAAGAGGAAAGAAGUCCCACUGCAGUACAUGAACUUUUGUUGGACAAAAUGCCUUCAACCAUAGCGGAACAGAAAACUGAUAUUAAACAAGAAGACAGUGCGACUCCACCUAAACUGGAACACGAAACGAUUGAUCAAAUCACUGCUAUAAAAGAAAUUUCGCUACAAAUGGAUAAAGAUCUAAUUAAAUCUUCUUUGGAAAUAGAAAGCAAGCCUGAAGAUAAAACGACAUUCGGAAAAGAAGGUAAGCAUACUAUAGAUACUGCACCAGUCACAAACUUAGGAAAAGAUGAAAAACCAUUUUAUGCUGAUAAAGUUUCUCCUAUGCUAGUGGAGAGCAAACAGGAAAUACUUUCGACUACAGUACAUGAACUUUCUGUAGACAAAGAGCUUGCACCCGUAACGGAACAGAAGACAGUCGAUAAAAUUUCUGAAACGAGUGUUAUUUCCGCUUCAGAAGAAGAAGAUAAGCCUAAAUUAAGCCUGAAAGACCAAAAUAUUCCAACAACAGCAACUGUUGUUGAAUCGAAGGAAGUUGGUUUACCAUCAGUAGAAUAUAACAUUUCACCAGAAAAAAGUAGUAAGUGUGAAUUGACUUCACAAGCUGUAAGCAAAGAAUUAGCCAGUCCGACUUCAAGUACACCAGAACACAAAACGGACGACAAAAUCACUUCAAAAGAGGAAAUUUCUCCAUUUAUAGAUGAAGUUCGUAUAACGUCUUCAGAAAAAGAAAGUAAAUCAAAAGAAAGAUUGAAAUUUGAAAAAGACGAUAAGCAUACUACAGACAUAGUACCAGUUGCUGAAUCAGUAAAAGUUGAAAAACUAGAACGAGAUCAUAAAUUUUCUUCUGUGCUAGAUAAACCAGAUGUAAAUGAACCACAGGGUUCUCCACAGAAGGCAAUCCAACUAACAAUACGACCAACUGCACAAGAAAUCCCGAUUGACAGUGUGCUUGCAUCCAUAGCCGAACAAAAUACAGAUGACAAAAUAAUCACUGAAUUGAAAUCACCACUUAAAGAAACAAUUUCAAAAGAAGAAAGUAAGGCAGAAUUAAGCCCAAAAGUCUUAUCAGACAUAACAUUAUCUGAUGAAACUAUGACUAACCAAUCGAAAGAACCGUCGGUAAAUAUGUCUAAAAUAACAGAAGAUAUGCUAAAAUAUGAAAGAUUAUACCAAGAUAAAAUACAGAAACAACACACAAUUGUCAAACAACAAGGUUUGGAUUCUUGUCAGGAAACACUUAACAUUGAUAAAGAUUCCCUGAUUUCAACAACUGAUAGUGGCAUAGACCGCGAUAGUAUAACUCAAGUGAUGGCUUUUGGGAGUAGCUCUGAAGACAUAUCUAAAGAGGUCAGCCUUGAAGAAAAAUAUAGUCAUGAGAGCAAUGAAAAAAGUAUCACUAAAAUAAGUAAUUUAUUAAAAGAUGACCUAAUGUUUAAAGAAAAAGAUGCACCCUCAGACAAACAAGUUGCUGAAUUUGAACAGUCGCAUAAUAUUUUAAUGGAGACAAUACAUAAGGCUUUUAGUGAUGAAAGCGUGCAACAAGGUAUUAAAAGUGAAGGAAUUGAUUCAUUAGCUAUGCAUUCCGAAACAGAAAGAGUAUCAACACCUCCCACUGUGCCAGUCAGUCCCUUACCUAAAACACCCAGUAGUUUUCAAGAUGUAAAAGUCAGUGAAGCAAUACAGAGUGAAGUUUCAUAUGAUAAGUCUGAUGGCAGUGAAGAAACUAUUACUAAAAUUGUACAUGUAGGAGAAGAUAUCCUUACCCAAAAAAUUUCUACUUCUACAGAAAAAAUACCGAAACCAGUUAAACCAUCAAUUUCAGACACUGACACUGAACCUGAGCUUUUAGCUUUAAUGCAAAAUGUUGGAAAAAUAAGAACAGAAACCGAUACCGUAACAAAAGUAAUAAAAGAAGGGGAAAAUGUUGUUACUCAAACAAUAACAACAGUAACAACAAAGGAAGUAAUAUCAAGAGAAGAUGGCACACCACAAAAUAUUAAAACGACAAUAGAAACAACUACAUUAAGUAAAGGCCAAGACGGCUCGACAACAACAACAAAAGAUACUCAAACAUUACUCUCAGAAUGUUCUUCUAGUCUUAGGUCAACUUCACAGUUGGACACAUACAAUACGGAUGUUUGUAGUCCAGAGAAUAAGAUUGUAACAAGCAGACGAAUAGAGAAUGAAAAACAAAAGAUUGACAGCCAAUAUGACACUACUUUUAUAAAUCAAAUGGAUGAAAGUGAUGAAAAUAUAGAAGAUACCACAAUUGACGCAGAUGUAACAAAAAAAAUUAUAAGUGAAGAUGGUAUUGACAUAAUGGUGACUAUAGUGACGACUACUAAAAAAGAAAUAAUAAAACUAAGUGAGAAUAAAAAAGUUGUAAAAACUACCAUUGAACGACUUACCACUAAAGAUUAUCCAGAUGGUAAUCAAAUAGUUGACACAACUGUUGAAGUACGAAAAAAAGACUUGGAUAUUGAUGUUUUUAGUAACUUAGAUAUAGUUUUAAGUAACUACAAAAUAUUUGGUGAAACAGAAGAGCAUGUUAGCACUCAAACAGAAGAUGUAAAGCAAGAAAAUAUUACAAUCAAACGAACCAUCAUAACAAAAACAUUAAAAACUAAGUACGCUGAUGAUGAAGGAGUUCCUGAAAAAAUAAAAACUAUUACUACAAUAACGACAAAAGAUGAUUAUCCGGACGGCUCGUCAUGUUCCAAAGUUGAGACCAUUAUUUCUCUGGCAGAUAUAGAAAUCAAAGAAAACAAAGGAUCUCUAGCGUACAAAGGCUUCGAAGAAUACAAUAUCCUAUUAAACCAAAAAGAAAAUGUUCAGACAAAGGAAAAAAGUAUCGUUAUUGACGGUAAAACAGUAUUGCAAAUUAUAACAGAAUAUAUAACUGAACAAGUUGUGGCUAAUAAAGAUAAUAAGAAAAAAAUUAAAACCAUCGUGGAGACUGUGACAGAAACCAAGAGACCAGAUAAUAUUACGGAAAUCUUAAAAGAUGUCAAAUUUUUCAUAGCAGAGUAUGGACCAGAUUUAUUUAAAAACAAUGCAGAAGAAGUAGGAGAAGAUAAUAAACAAGACUUUGUAGAAAAAUAUAGUGAUGAUGCUACAGGCGAAAUGGAAUUAAACCCUAUGGGCCCACAAGAAGAAACGGAAACUAUAAAAACUGAGGAUAUAGAAGAAAAGGACUGUCUUAUCAAAAGAACUGUGGUCACAAAAAUUAUAAAGAAUAGAUUUUGUGAUACUAAAGGAAAAUUGAGAAAAAUUGAGACAACCACUAUUAUAACUACUACUGACAAAUAUCCAGAUGGAUCCACAAAAACAGUUGUAAAAACAAGUACUGCAAUAGAUAAUCUUACCGAUAGUGAGAUUUCUGAUAUGGAAACAGGUAAACCUAAAUCAAAAGAAACCUUGUCUGAAAGCAAAACAAUAAGCGCACAUGAUCAAAUGCAGUCUAAUGUUAUGCUACCACGUGAAAUUGAUUUCGAAACUAAAAAUAUAGAUACAGAUAAUAUUUUGAGAGAAUUGAAACCAAGUGGAGAACCAGAAGAAAUCGAAAUGACACAGUCAGAAAAUAUUAUUGAACAUGGAGUUAAUAUAAAUAGGACAAUUAUAACAAAGACGAUAAAGACGAGGUAUUUAAAUUCAGAAGGUAAGGAAUCCAAAUUAAAAACGGUUACAAUUGUGACAACCUUAGAUAAUUAUCCUGACGGUUCUAUAAAAAAAUCAAUAGAAACAAGUACUAGAGUAAAUGAUAUUGAAAUAGAUAUACCAAAUAAAACACUAGGUCUUGAUGAAUAUUCAACAUUGGAGGAUAAAUCUAUAGUUGUAAAUGAUGAACAAAAAAUGAUAAUAAGAGAUGGUCAAACUGUAGAACAAUUGAUUACAACAACAACAACCAAGGAAAUUUUAUCUUCACCAAUCUCUUUGAAAAAGAAAUUAAGAACUACUAUUGAAACUAUUUAUAAAACAUUUUUACCUAAUGGUUCCACAGAAAUCACUAAGGAUUUAAACGUUUCGGUUAUGGAUUAUGCCCUAGAAGAAAUUACUAAUGAAUUUGAAGGUUAUGUUUUAAUGGAUAAACCUUCUGUAGAAACAACUACUGAAAAGCAAAAUGUUACUGAAAAUGGUAUAAAGAUCAAAAGGAAAAUCACUAUCACAACUACCAAAGAAGAAUUUUCCCACGUCACUAACAAUGCAAAGAAAAUCAAAACCACUGUGAAAACUAUCACUGAAGAUGAAUAUCCAGAGGGCACAGUUCUAACAAAAACUAGUGAACAAGUAUCAGUCGCAGAUGUAUUUUCGAAAACGCCACAAAUGGAUGAUAUAAAUGAUAUAACCGAGCCUUCAGCAAACUAUAUGGAAGACAGUGAAACUAUCGAGGAUACAUCUGAGGAAUCUGAUAUUAAAAAUGAAAUAGUUCAGCAAGGAAAUGUAACAAUAAAGCGAACUAUUACAACAAAAACUAAGAAAGAUACUUUAGCAAGUACGGAUAAAAACAUUAAGAGAAUAAGAACCACAAUUGAAACGAUUACUGUAGAUGAAUAUCCAGAUGGAUCUACCGAAACCACAAAAGACGUCAAGAUAACAAUAUCAGAGUUUCAAAGAACAUCUGAUAGUAAUUUACAAGCAGCUCUUCAAGGGCUGUCUUCAACAGGAAAAAUAAAAAAUUCAGUAGAUAAAAAAACUAAUGUUGUAUACGUAAACGAUGAAAAAAUUGUUCAAACAAUUACGACCAAUAUAACAAAAGAAGAGCUAAAAAAUACUAAUACAAACGAAAUAGCUGUUAAAACGGUAACUGAAACUAUCACUGAAAAUGCAAAGGAUGAUGGUUCAUUGGAGUUAACAAAAGAUUUACGAACACAAAUUACGUACUUACCUAUUGGAACUGGUCUAGACGAUUGGUCACCUGAAGAGUUGGAAGAAAUUGAAAAACAACUUAUUAAAGAUGACAAACCUAAGCUGGAUGAACUACCUCUAGACUAUCAAGGAGAAGAAAGAGUUGCAAAACCUUCGACAAAAACUAAGAAACAACGUUCACCGGUUGGAGAAAUAACAACAGAUACUGAAACUUUUACUAAAAUACUUAAAGAAGGUGACAAUGAAAUCACGCAAACAGUAACCGUAGUGACUACUAAGGAAGUAAUAAGUCCUGAAAAGAUUAAAAUUACUGUAGAAACAACAACAGUAAGCAGAGGAAAUGAUGGAAUUACUAAAACUACAAAAUCGACAAAAACAACUAUUUCUGAAUUCAAAGAAGAAUAUGAAGAAACAAUAGACACUGGCGAAAGUGAAAAGUCAUUUUCAAAGUAUUCUUCUAAAACCGGAGACAUGCAUAGUUCAUCUGCUGCUAGUGAUGACCUAGACCACCCUGGAAUCUCUACACCCCCAUCUGAUAUAAGUUCAAGGGGCUCACGAGCAGCUACGCACCUUUGGGGUACGGAAAGUAGUGGUAUGUACUAUAGCGAUGAUGAUGGCCAAGGCAGUCCAAGCAGCACAAAAUCUCAGAUUGCACACUCUCCUAGAUCUAACUUAAGCUUUGAAUUAGACUCCUCAAAAAUCCCACAAUACCGGGAUCCCAGCCAGGAGAUAUCAUUUGAUAAAAGUGUCGAAACAAUUAUUCACAAAGAUCCCAUGACAACUUCUGUUUAUGGACAAUUGUCAGAAGAUGAUACGGGUACAUCAUCUACUCAUUCUGUAAUUAAAACUGAAACUCGUAUUCUAGAUAUUCCAUUAUCUGAAUUGAAUGAGGCCUUUUUAAAUCAAGAAAAGUUGAUUUCCAGCCACGAUAGUAAAGUUUCAGAUGCUACCUUUUUAAAAGAAGCUGAUGAACAGUUUGACAAGGCAAUUGAAGAACAUAAAAAAGUCAGUGGGUCUCAAGUGAUAUCCAACAUCACAGCAAAGUACGAAUUGGAUGAGAAGAGUCAUUCAAGUCACCAAAAGUCUAGUAAAGAAGAAACCAUAAUCACCUUAAAAGAUUUGAAAUCAGAGUCGAAAAAAUUGAAUGAAUCAAGCGUGUCAUCUUCAAGUAAUUUAAAACCAACGGUGUUGGAAGAAACCGCUCGGAAAAGUGAAUCACAUGCAAGUCAAGAAAAUGACCCCAUUGAAUCGUGGGGAAAACCCUUAGGUUUACCUAGUCCUAUUGUACCACCUGCACAAUCAGACGGUAAAAGUACGCCCAAAAAACAAACACCCAGUUCCAAUGUGCUAAAUAAAAAUAAAAUCAAUCAGGAAAAGAGCAAGGAAACUAAAAGUCGAGCUUCUGAAUCUCCAAGCAAAAAGAAAACUCCAGCACCUGUAUAUAUGGAGCUAACAUACGUCCCACACCAUGGAAACUCAUACUAUUCUGCCGUAGAAUUUUUCAAAAGAGUCCGAGCAAGAUACUAUGUAUUUUCAGGCACGGAACCUUCGAAAGAAAUAUAUAAUGCUCUACUUGAUGCCAAGAAGACUUGGGAAGAUAAAAGUUUGGAAGUGACUAUCAUCCCUACAUAUGAUACCGAUGUCCUUGGUUAUUGGGUGGCCGAAAACGAAGAAGCCUUGGAGAAAUAUAAGAUAGAUUUAUCACCAUCAGCUUCCCGCUGUACCAUUAAUCUACAAGAUCAUGAGACUUCGUGCGCGGCCUACAGACUUGAGUUCUAGGUGUCGGGUCUAUUUGUAGCUUUCUCAUCGAAGAAGUAAGCCUCUUAUGUGCAUAUCGAUGCUUUUGGACGGGGGACACAGAGUGUUAAAUUGUUUUAGGAAAAAAAUAGGCUGUGAUAAAGAUGGAAGCGUUCAGAAGCAUCUAUGUUACGAGAAGAGCAGAACACUACUUCGUAUGAGAUUGUUUACAAAUAGAAACACAUUAAAGACUUUGUGAUAUUUGAAUGCAAUUAACAGACUGUUAAUGAGUUUGAUAAAACGUAGUUAAUUAUGAGGUAUUGAAAUUAAAAAAGGGAACUUUAUUGAAAAUCAAUCGCAGUGCUGGUGGGAAAUGUGUGAUGCGUAUUAUCCCCGGGUCACGGCAACGUCUCAUGUGAAUCGUUGAUCUUUAAUUGAGAAAGUCCUUUACCGCAUCCAUCAAAAGUCAAUGUAACCAUAUUCUCGACCUAAUAACAGAAACGUCCAUUUUUUUCUAAAACAGUUUUGUAGUAGCUUUCAUUAUUAAAAUAGAACAUGCCAUUUGAAAUAUAUUUCUGAUAAUGUUUUGAGAUUUGGUCUUAUACAAUCUGUAGUGCUUUUAUACAAGAUUUUUAGCAUAACCAGUCAGUCCAUUUUAUUUAGCCAAAACACCGCUUGUGGAAAUAUCAAAAUUUUCUAAAAAUUAUUUUGCUAUCGCAUUGAGAAUUUUUGGAUAGUAAAUAAAAUGUACAAACAAAUUUUCUGAGCACGGCCAUAAUUAUUUAGCGAAACGCUUUGUAUACAAGGACGUGAUAGUUUCGGUCCCAUAGACGUGUUGUCGACGAAAUAAUAUGACAAGUGUUAAUAUAAAAUACUUACCUGAUGUACUUUUUUAUGAACAAAGUUUAAAUAUUGAAUGAAAUUAUUAAGUAACUAAUUGUCUUAAAAAGACGCCACUUAUAAAAUAUGAAGUCGCUCGGCAGGCUAGUGCUGCUUGCGCUAGUUGUAUACUUGUUAGAAGUGACAUUAAUACUAUAUUGUUGUGUUCUAAAAAGACAAAGAUCACUCCACGUGGGAUUAAUUUAAUUUUAGAUUCAAGUAACUAUUACGACUUCUUAAGGCCUUGCUUUUUGCUGUUUAUACUGAUCGAUGAAACUUUACGUGAAUGCACAAAUUAUGCCUUUGAAAACUGCAUGAUUUUUAUAUCAUGCGCUUGGUAAACUAAAACCGAAGUAUUCCGAAAAACCUGCAUUUCGAAAUACUUUGGAUUUUAUGUAAUGGUAUCGAAUCGUUCCUCCUGCUUUAGUGAUCUUUGUCUUUCUGGAUUUAUCUAUGAGCCUAAAACGAUAGAGAGCUUAAAUUCAUUGAAUAAUUGUUUUAGUAGAACUAUUAUUACAGAAACUCUCUAUUUACCUUUGUUUGAGUUACAUAAUGCUUGUUGCGUCAGAAUUUACUGAAACAUAGCUAUAAAACAUGUUAUAAAUUCUAUUGAUUUGUAAAAUGUAAAAUUCAUGUGAUUCUUUGAAUCUCUGUGUUUUUAUCAAUAUUUUUGGCAAAAGCGUUUUCGAUGUUUUGUUAUUUUUUAAAUUUCUAGUCGUUAUGACCCAAAUACUUAUGAAGACGUUAAUAUUGUAGUCGUAAUUAUUCGUUCCUAUAUGAAUUGAGUUCUAGCAUUUCUAAUAGUUUUCUAUUGAAUAAAUAAAAAAAUCUUCUUGUAAAAAUAAAUUAACAAGAACUCCAUUAGAUAACUAUUAUUUUACUAAUUAACUCUUUACGUUCGAAUGGUGUGAGCGAAUGUGAUAAUGGUACUCAUCGUAAUAACAAUUUACCAUCUAGUGAGUAAGUUGUCUGAUCAAAGCUUUUACUUGUUAAUUUCUAUAUUUAGUUAUUUGCCAAAAUGUGAAAUAUGAAGGUUUUGAGUCAAUUAAUUUUAAGUCAUCCAUAGUCGUAAGCCGAUGAUUAUCUCUUGUCAAACAACUGCGCUUACUUUGCCAACAUCCUUCUAAUAACUAUAGAUAAAUAAUAAAAUAGAUAAAAUGAGCUCCUGAUAUCUGAUCGCACCAGCACAAUAUAUUAAAUAAUAAAUAAAACAAUGUUAACAAAUACAUUAAAAUAUGAUGUUCUAUAUAUUUAUUUUUAUGAACUAAUUUGAAAAGUACGAAUGAGAAUUUAUUUUAUAGUUAAUAUGAUAUAGUAUGGUGUUUUAACUGUGUGUUGUUUGAUGUGAGCACAAUAUUUAUAAUUAUGUUUCAAUUACGUGAAUUAUGCUUUAGGUAAUAUUGUGGAUGGGAAGGACUAAACAGGGAGAUGAAUCUUGAAUCAAAUGUAAGAUCUAAUGUAACUCACACGCCACAAUAUGAGUUUUUAUUUUGUAUCGUUGUCGAAACGAAUAUAUAAAUAUUAUAUUUGAAAUAAAUUAUAAUUAUGAUUUUCUAAAGAUGAUCUCUAUAUGUUCUUGGUACAUGAUUUCAGUGUAAGAUACAUUAGAUUCUACAGCAAAGGCUUUGAAAAUAUUUUGAAUAAUUUUAACAUAGGCUUUCUAUUUAUUUCUAGCCAGCAUCCACGACUUAGCUGGCUCCGAAGCCUGACCCAAAAAAAUAAUAUUGUAUUUUAUAGCUAGAACUCUAAUUAAUGCAUAUUAUUAGGAAUAUUAAAAUGUUAUUAAAUUAAGAAUUGUAUCAGCUUAGUGAACAUCAAUAGCUCUGAGAAAUAAAUCAUUAUUAAAAUUAUUAAAAUGUUGUAUUUUUCCAACUGUGGAGAUGAAUGUAUAUAAGUUACGAUUAUUUCUAUUCACUUACUUUAUAAGUAACGAAAUAACUGAACGAUGCAAUAAUUUUUCUGAUUUCUAUUAUAAGUUUAAUAGUUACAUAUACUAAUUUAAAGGCUUAAUCGAAAAGAUUGGAACCCUAUCCUUAUCCUUAUGACUCGUAUCCUUUCGGUUCGUAUAGUAUCGUAUGUAUUUUUAAUAUCUUAAGAAGAUUGUUAUCAAAUGUCAGUGACCAAAAUUACUGUAGUAUUGUGAAAUCUAAACAAAGUGCGGAUAAUAUACUAUCGUAAUUAUAACCUAAUUGGAAAUAGAAUUAACAUUUAUUUUUAAAUUCGCUUCAAAUAGUGAUAUAAUUCAAGAAGCGAAACUUUAUGUUAAACUUUGUUUACCUAGAUGAUUUCUUUCUUGCGAGAUACGAAUGGGUUGGAUAUUAAGUGUCGGUAGAUAGGUAUUGGAGUGUUUAAGCUUAUGUGGUGCUAACGGCCGAUGUGCGAGGCGAGUACAAUUAUAUAGAAUCUGUUUUCUUAAGUAAGUGGUGAUGGUUCAACUUUAAAACUAAAUUCCUAGGAUGUGAAUAAUACUAAAUUUGAUAUUGUUAGGAUAACAAUUUCCUAAACGAAGUCAUCACGACUUACUAGGAGAAGUAAACGACACGCUUAAUGGUUUGGAAGACUGAUCGAUGGUAUAUUUAUUUUAUUUCGCUGUUGCCUCAGAAUAUUUAAAUUGAUUUUUUGAUAACCAAUUUAACUCUACCUUCCCGUUACUCUGUCAUAGCUGUAUAUGCUUAACAAAAUAUUUAAUAAUUUGAAUAAUGAUAAAACUCUUUGAAAGGACUUAGGUACUUGUAAUGAUUAUUGUAUUAUGUAAAUUAAAAAGUAAAAACAUUCAUUGUAUCAGUCAUGUUGCUAAUCUCCAUUCAGCGUGUUUGGUGAAAUUGUAUGAAUCAUUAAAAGUAAUAAAAAAAUAUUGAAAAUGUUAUCGC